UGAAUAGCCCAAUAUUAUCCGCUGCACCUAAGGAAGUAAAGUAAGUGUGGAGGCCAGAAAUAUAUCACCAGGGGUUAAAACCCAGCUAAACAAUCAAUUUUACAUUCCCAGGCUCGCCCUUAUCUGAUAGGAAUUUCAGCAUGAUGGCAUUCGAAUUAGAACAUAGGAAUAAUUUCCUAGGUUCUGUUUUAAAUAUUUUAUAAUUUCCCUCGUAUUAACGUCACUGGCAGAGAAAAGAAGAGGAAAAUGAAUAAAUCCUUCAGAAAAACUACGAAGAAGAGAAAGCCUUCGGAUCCUCCGGUCAGCUUUGAACAGCACGUUGAGAGCCACUUUAAAGUGUGCAGAAAUAAGGCCCACAAGGAGGCUAUGAAUGCAUAUCAAAAAUUUCUGAUUAAAAGCAAAGAUGAUGAGCCAACCAGAAAAGUCAAAACUAUGAAAAAACCGAAGAUUAAGUUCAAUAUGCAGAAAGAUAUAAGGAGUAUGAGCACUCUCCAAAACAGUGAGAGUUGUAGUAGCACUGCAGUUACCUCAAAGCCAAACCAGGAAGGGCCUACCGUGCAGAGUAACGAAUCAAAAUUAACAUCCAAACGAAUGUCUUACUCUCCAUUCACCAAGAGAGCUACUAGCCCAAAAAUCACCAAACCGUCUAUAAAAAGAAGUAGAAGGAAGCAGAACAGGAAUGAGUACAUAACAGAGUUGCCCAAAAACGACGCAGUGAACCAAACUUUCCAUAAUAAAGAGUUAACGACCUCCUUGGACUCAUUCAAGAGUUUCAAUACAAUUGCCGACCAAAUCAGCAUAAAGCCUAACAAGUAUGAGAAGUUUAAAAUGGCGCUUGCAAUGAACAGACCUUAUUGCCAAAAGCAGCACAAGAAGCCAUGUCACAAGAUGCUUGCACAGAAGGAUCUUCCCCAAUUUGAGAACUCGGUAGUAAUUCAAGAUAAGAAUGCUCUCGUUGCUGACACGAUAGAAGUUCCUAACAACAAGUACAAAAUAUGCAAACCUAAAUAAAUUAGUAAAGAAGAGGCAUGAAAAUCUUUACGACCCUACUAUGUCUAAAUAAAGUCAUCAUGAAUUUGUAUAAAGCACGAAAUAAUAAAAGCAUGUGAACAAUCUCUGGGAGAAAUGACUCUUUCCAGAAUUGACAUGCAUCUACGCUAUUUCAGAAGGUAACAAGCCAGAUAUCUAAGUCUUUCCAAGAAAUAGAACCACAAAAGACAUCAAGAGUGAAACUUGGAAAUAGUAUCGACCAUGGUGAGACAACAGUUCCUCCGAAGGGCAUGGGCACAUGUCCUUCUAAGAAGUUGUCCUGUGACGGGGCUACAAAGACAUCCCAAAAAAUGCAGGAUAAAUGAAAGCUUCUUGAUAAGGAUAUAUCUCAGCUGAACCAAGAGAUUAUAGCCAAGAAGCAGUCCUUGGUUUCGCUCAAGGAAUCUUUCUGGCUCUGAUCUGCUGAAAAUAAGGUUCUAUCUGAAGUAAUAACCUCAUUACUAGUACAACUUGCUAAUUAAUUUACAUCAAUAAUUCUAAGCAAAA
Molecule: messenger RNA, 1536 nt
Organism: Moneuplotes crassus
Lineage: Eukaryota; Ciliophora; Spirotrichea; Euplotida; Euplotidae
Source: the annotation of a GenBank genome assembly